This is a messenger RNA of Antechinus flavipes (yellow-footed antechinus), 5657 nucleotides long. RefSeq names its product zinc finger protein OZF-like. The coding region runs from base 337 to 1752 and encodes 471 amino acids. Gene Ontology annotation, biological process: regulation of transcription by RNA polymerase II. Gene Ontology annotation, molecular function: DNA-binding transcription factor activity, RNA polymerase II-specific; RNA polymerase II transcription regulatory region sequence-specific DNA binding. The transcript has 3 exons. Lineage: Eukaryota; Metazoa; Chordata; Mammalia; Dasyuromorphia; Dasyuridae. Gene Ontology annotation, cellular component: nucleus. The record is from RefSeq and is a predicted model, not a curated record.
CUCCCCUCACUCCUUGGACACGUAGGCUGGAGUGUGGGCUGGGCCUUGGGCCCCGCGGCUCUGCCCAUGGCCAGACCUAAAUGAGGCCGCCCCGGGCCUCACGGGGCUCAUCUUGUGGCGCGGGGGGCCGGGGCGGAGCGGCGCCUUGCGGGGGCCGGGAUAGGGAAGGCAGCCGUCCUCAUGGAGCUGAACCUUUGGGGAGCACACCCCAAAGCUGAAGAGUUCCAGACCUGGGCAAAGGCGCCGAGGUUGGAAGGGGGAUGUGUGCGAGGAACAGCUGGUAGGCCAGUGUGGCUGGAAUGAUUUCCAGUUCCUGAGCCACACACCAUUUUUCAAAUGGAGGAAGAAGAAAAACUGCAGAUUGUGGAGCCAGAGGAGGUUGAUGAUGGAGACUUCCAGAAGGGAAGAGCCUGCCCAGAAUCUAAGAAUGAAACCGAAAAUGAAAAAACAGAAGAAGAGCCUGUUUCAAAACAGGAAGUUUCCAAAGUAGAAUCUCCAGGCAAGUCAUUGGUAGGUGACCAGGAGGCCGUUUCCCAGGACUCCAAAUCUGGAGAAACUUUGGGAACGGGGGACAGGUCAGAAGUACAACAGGAAAAGCCAGAAGGGAAAAUACCGGAAGGCUCACCUAACCAAGAGAGCGACUUUGAUAAUGGGACCACCUCCGCAAGUGUGCCGCCGGAAGAAAAGGAAUGUGGCAAAAGCUCAAAUCCCGAUCCACCCGAGACAGUCCCUGCAGGAGAGAGACCCCCGAGAUGUGAGCUGCACAAACAUGGCUGCAGGCUGACUUCGGAUUACACGAGUAAGUCCAAACCCCACAGUGCAGACAAACCUCAUAAGUGUGAUCAGUGUGGCAAAGCCUUCAGGAGGAGCUCCAACCUUAUUCAGCAUCAGAAAAUUCAUAGUGGAGAGAAGCCCUACAAGUGUAAUGAAUGUGGCAAAGCCUUCAGUCGUAGCACAACCCUCAUUCACCAUCAGACGAUCCACAGCGGAGAGAAACCUUAUGAAUGUAACGAAUGCGGCAAGGCCUUCAUGGCGAGUUCUGCCCUUGUCCGCCACCAGACAAUUCACAGCGGAGAGCGACCCUACGAAUGUAACGAGUGCGGCAAAGCCUUCAGCCGCAAUUCCAUCCUUAUCGAGCAUAAGAGGAUUCACAGCGGAGAGAAACCUUACGAAUGUAAUGAAUGUGGAAAGGCCUGCCGGGGGAGUUCCAAACUUAUUGAGCACCAGAGAAUUCACACUGGAGUGAAACCCUAUGAAUGUAAUGACUGUGGAAAGACUUUCAGUCAGAACUCACACCUCACUCAGCAUCAAAGAAUCCACACUGGAGUAAAGCCCUAUCAGUGCAGUGAGUGUGGCAGGGCCUUCAGGCAGAUCGCCACUUUUAUCAACCAUCAGCGAAUUCACAGUGGAGAGAAGCCCUACGAAUGCAAUGUGUGUGGGAAAGUCUUCAGGGUGAGGUCCGAUCUCAUUCGCCACCAGAGAAUUCAUAGUGGAGAGAGACGCUACGAAUGUAACGAGUGUGAGAAAACCUUCAGUCAGAGCUCAUGCCUUAUCCAACACAGGAGGACUCACAGUGGGGAGAAACUCUACGAAUGUAAUGAGUGCGGCAAGAAUUUUAGUCGCAGUUCAAACCUCAUUCAACAUCAGCGAAUUCACAGUGGAGAGAAGCCCUAUGAAUGUAGUGAAUGUGGCAGAGCCUUCAGCAGGAGCUCCAACCUGAUUCAGCAUCAGAUGAUGCACACGAGAGUAUAAAGAAGGCUUGUUGGGGAUGGAGAGAAAGAUGAAGGACCUGGCAGGUCACCAGACCUUCGUGGCCUCGCCUCGAACCUCUGUAAAAUAAGACUUGGCCUAGGUCAUCGCCGAGCUCUCUUUCUUCUCUGCAGCCUGUCCCCCUCAGCGUGAAUAUUCACAUCGCGGCCUCCUGCGCUCUGUCCCACUGCCGGCUCAGUGACUUGCCAGCCAGGAUAGCACCGUGGGAAAGAGGGUCUUAUCUGGAGGUGGAAGACUCAGCACCUCCUUUGAGCCUGUUCUCUUCAUUGAGAUGGGGAGAAUAACACUUGUUACCUACCUCACAGGGUUGUUGUGAGGAAAGCCCUUCGGAAUCCUUAGAGGACUAUAGUGUCGAGGGCCACUGGUACUCCACUUGAGCACAGUGGCUCUGUGGGAAUAAGCUAAUAAGGGUCUCUUCUCUUCAAAGUGUUGACUUGGGGGAAACCCUCUGUGGCAGUACUGCCAAAGAUACUCUAUUCGUGGACAAAAGGGAAGGUACAAUCCCAAUUGGAGAGGCAGUGUGGUCUGGUGGAAAAAGCACCCGUCACAUCUGCCAGCCUGGGAUGCCUGGGAACUCAGGCUUUUACACUCACCUUUGUGACCACGGGCAAAUCCCCUCCCCUCCCCUCCUUGAGCCUCAGUUCCCUUCUCUGUAAGCUGGAGAUGUUAGUACUUGAACCAAUUGCCUCCUCUGGGUUAUUGUGAGGAAAGUGCUUUGUAAGUCUUCAUCUACCAGAGAGGAGAACUCCCUGUAUUGAUAAUUAGGAGGGCUGGGAUUCAAACCCUUGACUCCAAAUCUGGGGUGCUUUCCACUGUACCAUUCUGCUGGAAGGCUUUAACUGCCAGUUGAGUUUGGCAGAUUUGGAACCACUGAAGCUCCCUGUUCAAGGAGGGGGAGAGGAGGGGUGUCUCAUGGUCAGACCUGCACUUUAGGAAGAUCGCUUUGGCAGCUGAGUGGAGGAUGGACUGGAGUGGGGAAAGGCUAGAGGCAGGCAGAACCCCCCAGCAGGUAUUGCCAUGGUCUUGGUGAGAGGGGACUGAGGGGUGUGGUCUUAGGUAUAGAAGGUGAGAGCUGCUGCAGAAGCAGGAGAACUUGGGCACCGAGGGAGUAUUGGGGUGGGCUGAGGUGGGGGAGGAGGAUGUCAGUUUGUAAACCAGAAAUGGUGAAAGGAGACCUGCUACCCCAGACAGAAUUGGGAGGGAAAUCAGGAAAUGGAAAAAGGGGGAGCAGGGAGGUAGUGAGCUCCAUUUUGGACACAUCAAGUUUGAGGGAUGCCCAUGGCUUUCCAAUAGAAAUAAGAUUGUUGAUAGUAAACAUUUAUUAAACAUCUGCUGUGUGCCCGGCACUGUGCUAAGUGCUGAGACUACAGACAGAAGGAAAGACAGUCUUUGUCCUCAAGGAGUUGACAGUCAAAGAGAGAAGGAUAAUAUACAAGAGCAAACUGAAAGGGGCCACCAGAGGGUACCUGGCAGGAUGGGUCCCGGGGGACGUGCUGUUCGUGGGAGUCAAAACCAGGCAGAGCAGGAAAUAAGUUUGAGGCGAGAGCACCCUGUCUUUGGAAUGGAAAGCGCACUGGACCGUGACGCAGAAAACUUGAAACUGAUUGUGUUACUCUGGGAGCCUCAGUGUCUCAUCUAUAAAACUAGGACAGUGAUACUGUUCUCAAGGAGCUCCCCUUUGCACAGGUGUUCUCCGAGAGGGAGGGAGAAGACUAGGAAAGGCACUUUACAGAAAGGGACAUUGAGCCAAGUCUUGAAGGAAGCCAUGGAGAAGGGAAAGCAGAGGCGAGGAGGGAGCUGCAGCCAGGGCUCCAGUGAAAAAGGCAGCAUUUGGGAGAUAGAGUGUUUCUGUGUGUGUGGAAGGGAAGAAAGUGGCUUGGGUGUGAAGGGCUCUUAAUCACAAACAAAAUUUGCAUUUGAUCCCCAAGGGAAUAGGGAGACACUAGAGUUUGAGGAGGGGAGUGACCUGGGCAGACCUGUACUUUGGGGAAAUCCUCUUGGUAGCUAUAUGAAAGAUAGUUUGAAGUGGGGAGAGACUUGAGGCAGGGACGCCCACCUAGGAGGGAGCAGAUGCUUUCAGGUUUUUCAGUGAAAUAGGAGAUGAGGUCCUCAGUUGAGGGGUUUGGAGAAUGAGAAGCUUGAGGAGGAAUGGAAAGGAGGGCCUGCUGUAGUGAGCAGGAGAGCCAGUGGUUCAGUGAGCCAUCAGGAUUCCCUUGCUUGUGGAGCUCCAAGUCGGGUGGGGAGAGAAGGAUCACCCGGAGCUGGCUGUGACCCCCCAGCAUCACCAAAGUACAGCACAGAGUUCAUUUGAGCACAACUGCCGUGUUGUGGAGACAGUGCAGCUCUUUUUACUUCUGUGUACCUGUCUCAUCCUCCAAAUCUGGGCUGGAAGACACCUUCAUGUCAAGUGCAAUGUAAACUUGAGCCAGACUCUCCUCACCAGCCUCCCCCAGGAGAGGGGUACAGAGAAACUGCUCUAGGCCUCCAUUACCUCGCUUAGACUAGCUGAUCUCUUGGGUCCCCUGGGUCUUGAAGUCCCUAAGCCUCCAACUGCCCAUACCCCUUGUCGCCACCUUGACUUUCUCUUUUCAGUGUCAGUAGCAGAGUUAGCAAUUGCUCCAAAGGUCUUGAAUGUAAAUAUCAAGAAAGCACUAGGAGUGAUGUCCCAGGAGGGUUAGCAGCCGUUGCUUCCUGGGGGAGAGUACUGGGGUCGGACUUUAGAAGCACAGAAUGGGUCCAUACAUGUGGCUGUUCAUGUUUGAGGACUUCCUUAGGUUCUGCAAGUAAUGGACCUGUGAUUCUCGAGCUGGAAGAAAGCUUAGGGAUCAGCCAGGCCAGUCCCCAGAGGCUGAAACUUGGUUCUAGCACAGAAAUAGCACUUAGCCAAAGCCGCACCAGUGAACUUGUAGGUUUAGAACCUGUUAGCAGCUGGAAGGGAGUUGAAACCCGGCACGACGUGGCACAGCCCGAGUCGGGCCUUCCAGCUCCGAGGCUAAUAUGCCCUGCACUAACCCUUGCUGCUCGCUCAGAUGUUUCUAGAGCGACUCGAGGAAGGGAGAAGGAGCCCACCGGUCCUGUCUCAGCCAAGAAUGCCGGAGGCAGGCUGACUUCACAGGGCCCGGGUGAUGGCAUAUGACACAGCUGUGUGACGGCCAGCACUGCAGAGUGAGCCGUGGACUUUUUGGACAUGGCCGAUAAGAAAUUGUUUUGUUGCUUGACUGUGUAUUUGUUAUGAGGGUCUUGUUUUUCUUUUUUAAGGGGGGGGGAUAGAAAAAUUUUGUUAAGUGGGGAAAAAAAAGAUAGAAAAAUAAUACUUGGGGAGUCAGGAGAGCGGGGUUUGAAUCCUGACUUAAAAGUCUUGCCUUUUUCCCUUCUUGGGCGUGAGGCCUGUGGCUGCCUUUCUCGGAUCCUCAGUUACUAAUGGUGCUGUGCAAAGAGAGGGUGUUUAGUACGUGUCUGUUGGUGGUUGGGUAGGUGAGUGCUGGCCUUAGCCUCAGGAAAACCCAGCAUUGAUUAGCCUUGGACACUACUAGCAGUGUGACCCUAAGCAAGUCACUUAAUCUAAGCCUUAGUUUCCUCAUCUGUAAAAUGGGGAUAAUAGUUUCGAGGAUCAACUGCGAUAAUAUAUGUAAAGUGCUUUAUAUAACGUUUCUGUUAUUGCUAUAUUAUUAUGUUAUUGUUAUUAUUAUUAUUAUUAUUAUUGAAUGGACUCCGGAUGGACGAGCGGCUUCAUCUCUGAGCCUCAGACACUCUGGAUAAUGCCUGUAGAACCUACCUCAGGUUUGUUACGAGACUCCAAUGAGAAAGCGUCCGAUUAAGCACCUUGAUGCCUUAAACUAUCAUACAAAUGUAAGCUAUUCUUAUUUUAAUAAAUAUUAUUGAUGUUU